AUGGUCAUCGACAGAGCACAGCGUGUGCCCGACUCCCAGGCCGUGACUGCUGCGACCCCGCGGGUCAUCGCCGCUGUGUCAGAGGGAGGGUGGUGUGGGGACUGCCUGUAUGGGGGCAGACCCUCUCCUCCCCAGGCUCCUCAGGAUCUGAACACGAUUUACUGCCACCUCUACCACAUGGACGUCCUGUCUCACCUCAGAGAGCAUCAGCUGCGGUCUAUGUGUACGUCGGCCAGGUACGAGUGCUACGAGGCAAACCACAUCCUGUUCUACCCAGAUAACAUCUCCACAUGCUGGUACAUUCUGCUGUCCGGUUCUGUCUUUGUGAAGGAACACAUGUACUUGGCCCGAUGCUGUUUUGGCAAGCAGCUCGGUGGAAGACGCGGGUGUGAAUGCAUCACACUAGAGCCAUCAGAGAUGAUUGUGGUGGAGAACGCCAGCGAGGCUGAGGACGGGGCGCUGCAGCGGGACGAACCCCAGCGACACUCUCGCCGACGCUUUCGCAAAGUCAACCACCGCGGAGAGAGGGAAGUUAUCACAGACGCCCAGGACCCCUCUGGUUCCCCCAAGCUUCCUGGAGACCUCAACAAAAUGCAUCUGACGGACCAUCCCCACCAGCAGGCGACGCACUUGGCUCCCAGCCAAUCAGGAUGCAGCAUCGCCAGUGACUCAGGCAGCAGCAGCCUAUCAGACAUCUACCAGGCCACCGAAAAUGAGAUGGGGGAUGUGGACCUGUCAGGGCUCCCCGAGGCUCCCGUGGACUCUGAGGAAGACGAGGACGAAGAUGACGACAUUGAGCGGGCCUCGGAUCCUUUGCUGGGCAGAGACUUGGUGCGGGAGUGUCUGGAGAAGGAGCCGGCAGAUCGCAGCGAUGACGACAUCGAGCAGCUUCUGGAGUUCAUGCACCAGCUGCCGGCGUUUGCCAACAUGACCAUGUCAGUGCGGAGGGAGCUGUGUAAGGUCAUGGUGUUUGAGGUGGUGGAGCAGACUAACACGGUCAUCCUGCAGGACAAACAGGAGCUGGACCUGUGGUACGUGAUCCUGAAUGGAGCGGUGGAGGUGGUCCACGCUGACCAGCGGACCGAAACCCUGUGCAUGGGGAACAGUUUUGGCAUAUCUCCCUCUUUAGACAAACAGUACAUGAGUGGAACGGUGCGUACCAAAGGGGAUGACUGUCAGUUUGUGUGCAUCGCCCAGGAGGACUACUGUCGCAUCCUCAACCAUGUGGAGAAGAACACACACAAAGUGGAGGAGGAGGGUGAGAUCGUCAUGGUGAAGGAGCACCGGGAACUGGACCGCAGCGGAACCAGGAAGGGACACAUCGUCAUCAAGGGGACACCAGAGAGGCUGAUCAUGCAUCUUGUGGAGGAGCCCUCAGUGGUGGACCCCACUUACAUUGAAGACUUCCUGCUUACCUACCGCACCUUCCUGUCCAGCCCCAUGGAGGUUGGCCGGAAACUUCUGGAAUGGUUCAAUGAGGACAGUCUCAGAGACACGGUCACAAGGAUAGUUUUAUUAUGGGUCAACAAUCAUUUCAAUGACUUCGAAGGCGACACGACCAUGACCCGGUUCCUGGAAGAAUUUGAGAAGCUUCUAGAAUCAGCGAAGAUGAAGGGCCAUUUGAGGCUGCUGAACAUUGCCUGUGCUGCCAAAGCCAAGUGGAGACAGGUGACGCUGCAGAAACCCUCCAGGGAGGCCCCUCUCUCCUUCACCGUGCAAGGAGGGACCGAACGCGGGUUCGGCAUCUUCAUCGAGACUGUGGAGGAAGGCAGCAAAGCCGCGGAGGCUGGACUCAAACGCGGGGACCAGAUAAUGGAGAUAAAUGGACAGAACUUUGAGAACAUCUCGUUCUCCAAAGCUAUGGACAUCCUGAAGAACAACACACAUCUCUCCCUCACAGUCAAGACCAACAUCUUCGUGUUUAAGGAACUCCUGAGCCGUAUCCAGCUGGAGAGGAAGAACAGUGGUCCUCACAUUCCCAAGAUCCAGGAGAAGAAAGGGAAUCGGUUGUCCAUUCCCGACCUGCCCGGGGACAUGGAGUUUGACACCGACAGCAAGAGUCACAAAAAGAUGAAGGCCAACACGGUGUCUGGCAGCCGCAGCAAGAUCCGUAAGAUGCUGGGCAAGACGCGUUUUAGCAUCCUCCCGCCCAAACCUCUCAGUGAUGGAGCGGUGGGCCAGUCCCAAGACGACAGCAUCGUUGGCACGAAGCAGUGUCGUCAUAGCGUCGCUAUCAUGCCCAUCCCUGGCAGUCUCUCCUCCAGCAGCCCUGACCUCCUGCAGCCCACCGCCAGCGUCCUGGACUUCUCCAAUCCCUCAGCCCUAGGCCUGUAUUACAUUCCAGACCAGGUGAUCCGCGUCUUUAAGGCUGACCAGCAAAGCUGCUACAUCAUCAUCAGUAAAGACACCACCGCCAAAGAUGUGGUGUCUCAUGUGGUGAAUGAGUUUGGGCUGCCGGCCUCCCCCGAGUCCUUCUCUCUCUGCGAGGUGUCCAUUAGCCCAGAGGGCGUCAUCAAACAGAGGCGGCUGCCCGACCAGCUCUCCAAACUGGCCGAUCGGAUACAGCUCAACGGCAGGUACUACCUGAAAAACAACAUGGAAACGGAGACCCUCUGUUCGGACGAGGAUGCUCAGGACCUCCUGCGGGAGAGCCAGAUCAGCCUCCUCCAGCUCAGCACAGUGGAGGUGGCCGCCCAGCUCUCCAUGCGUGACUUCAGCCUCUUCCGAAACAUCGAGUCCACCGAGUAUGUGGACGACCUGUUCAAGCUCGACCCGGGCGGCGGGGCCGGCCGCCUUAAACAGUUUGAAGAGGUCAUUAACCAGGAGACCUUCUGGGUCGCCACGGAGAUCCUGCGUGAGGCUAACGUGCUCAAACGGAUGAAGACCAUCAAGCAUUUCAUAAAGAUCGCCCUACACUGCCGCGAAUGCAAGAACUUCAACUCCAUGUUCGCCAUCAUCAGUGGGCUGAACCUGGCGCCGGUGGCUCGGCUGCGGAGCUCCUGGGAUAAACUUCCGAGCAAGUACGAGAAGCUUUUCCGUGACUUGCAAGACAUCUUUGACCCAUCGCGGAACAUGGCAAAGUACCGGAACAUUCUGAGCAGUCAAAGUGUCCAGCCUCCCAUCAUCCCGCUGUUCCCUGUGGUCAAGAAGGACCUGACCUUCCUGCAUGAAGGGAAUGACACGUGUGUGGACGGCCUGGUGAACUUUGAGAAGCUGAGGAUGAUCGCCAAGGAGAUUCGCCACGUGGUCCGCCUGACCUCUGCCAACAUGGACCCGGCACUCAUGUUCAGACAGAGGAAGAAGAGGUGGAAAAGUUUAGGGUCUUUGAGUCAGGGCAGUACCAACUCCAACAUGUUGGACGUUCAGAGCGGACACAAGAAGCGCGUGCGACGCAGUUCUCUGCUCAACGCUAAGAAACUGUACGAGGACGCCCAAAUGGCGCGCAAGGUGAAGCAGUACCUGUGCAAUCUGCAGGUGGAGACGGACGAGGAGAAGUUCCAGAUCAUGUCCUUACAGUGCGAGCCGGCCUACAGCACCCUGUCGAAGAACCUCAGCGAGAGGAGGUCGACCAAAUCCGACAUGUCCCCUGUGAUCAUGCGCUCCACCCUGUCUUCAGGCAGAUCCCAAAACCGUAUGUCUCAGGUUCUCCAGGUGCCCCCUGUCAGCCUCUACCCGCUCCGCAAGAAAAGCCUCGCCAAGGACCUGGCUGCAGCUCACAGUUCCAGUUCUCCUCAGGUGGUAAAGAAGCCGGUCAGUUCAGCGGAGGACUCUAGUGGGAAAAGAACCGAGGACAGCACAUCAGCGGUGUCGUCACUUCAGUCGAGUCCGACUGUCUCUCCGCAGGGCUCGCCCCGCAAAGUAAACAACGUGCCGAAAGCGCAGAACUCCAGUCAGAUGAAUCUGUCAGGGUCCUCCUCGUCUCUGACCAGCGAGGCCAGCACCAAGGCUGGGGGCGGGGCCAGCGCCGCGGGCAACGGUGGCAGUGCUGGACGCAGCUACGGCAGUAUAGGCUACGCUCUGAUACCGGUGGGGAAGUCGGAUCCGUCCGACUCCAGUCACAGUGAGAUAUCGUCUCGCUCCAGUGUAGUCAGUACCUGCUCCGUGGACUCGGUGCCCGCGGGCUCCUCAGAGGAACGCAACGCCAGCAAGCCUGGCAGCCAGCUGGACGGCCUAACGCACACACUGCCUGCCUCAGACUGCAGCCAACCCUGCACAAGUGCCUCCCUGCCCCGAAAUCCUGUCACACGGGCCUCCACCUUCACCUCCUCCACCAGUAAUGACGAGCUUACUCCCCCCGACCACGUCUCCGCGGAGACGGCCGACAGCGGCCGCGGCAGCUGGACCUCCUGUUCCAGCAACUCUCACGACAAUUUCCAGAACCUGCCGGCACAACGUCUCCUGGACCACCAGGCGGCGCACCGGCCGCCGCCCAUGGGCGGGCCCAUCGCAGAGGUGGAGGCAGGGCCAGCGUGGGCGGACGACGGCUCCCCCAUAAGCAGGCACUCCAGAGACAGCUCUGAGCUCAACCAAUCACGGCAGAGCUGGGCGUCGUCCAGUUCGCUGUCGGACACGUACGAGGGCAGCUACGGCACGAUCAAACGCAGGGCAGGGGAGCAGCCCGCCCCCGAGCACGCCGAGGGGAACCAAAGCACAGAUGCCUCCUACAAAACCGUCACCUCAAGCACAGAGAAAGGACUGAUAGUGUACUGUGUAACCUCACCCACCAAGGACAAUAGGUACAGGGCUCCGCCCCCCACACCGCCGGGAUACCACGGCUUGGCGCUUGGGGAGGUGCAGGAAGGAGGUCUGCGCCCGCCCCACUUACAGCCGCCCGAUUAUAGCGUGGCCUUACAGAGGUCCAAGCUCCUGCACAGCCCUGGAGGUCUGGGGGAGGCGCAGAGACUGCUGAAUCACCAGGCCGGCUCCCUGUCCCGUCCUGCCAGUGUAGUCCUGCAGAGUCUAGCAGAUAGUGAGGAUGAUGAACAGGUGUCUGCUGUUUGAAGCGUCCAGUCGUGGUCUGCUCCUCAUGGUCUGCUCCUCGUGGUCUGCUCCA
This is a messenger RNA of Chanos chanos (milkfish), 5053 nucleotides long. RefSeq names its product Rap guanine nucleotide exchange factor (GEF) 6 (gene rapgef6). Gene Ontology annotation, biological process: small GTPase-mediated signal transduction. Gene Ontology annotation, molecular function: protein binding; guanyl-nucleotide exchange factor activity. The transcript is spliced from 31 exons. The coding region runs from base 1 to 5001 and encodes 1666 amino acids. The record is from RefSeq and is a predicted model, not a curated record. Lineage: Eukaryota; Metazoa; Chordata; Actinopteri; Gonorynchiformes; Chanidae.